AUGACCAAAAAGUCCUCCGCAGCAACAUCCACGACGGGAAACAAACCAGCAAAGGCUUCCAAGCAAGGCAACAACAAAAAGGAUGAUGAUUUAUCGUUUUUAUUAGAAAUGCAAAAGAAGAAUGAGAAGGAAAUGGCAGAACAAAAAUCUCAAGGAACUGCUGGUGAAAAGAAGAAAAAACAGACUCCGAAAGAGUAUCCAUCGGAACAAACUCAACCUGAACCUACAGUGCCGAUCAAAUACUUGUUUAAAGACAAUAAUUUUCCACAAGGUGAGAUUCAACCGCUACAAUUUUAUGAGCACCGUACAAAACGGUUUAGUGCAAGAGAGCUUGAUGCUGGAGCUGAAGCUCGUGAUGAGAAAUUGCAAGAACGCAUUCGAGACGCAAGACAUGCCGCAGAGGUUCACAGAACUGCAAGAAAAUGGUUUAAGGAACAUGUGGUUCGACCAGGUAUGCGUGUGAUUGAUGCAGCUGAAGCUUACGAAAAUAAGGUGAGAGAAUUAAUUGAAGCGGACAAGAACAAUAGAAAGGGUGGACUAGCUUUCCCAUUGGGUUGUUCAAUGAAUUAUGUGGCAGCUCACUACACUCCAAAUACUGGUGACGAAACAGUAAUUGGAAAAGAUGAUGUGAUAAAAUUUGACUUGGGAACUCAUGUGAAUGGUACCAUUAUUGACUCAGCUUUUACAUUGUGUUGGAAUGAUCAAUACAAACCACUCUUGGAGGCCGUGAAGGAUGCUACCAAUACCGGUUGUAAGGUUGCUGGUAUUGAUGUGAGAUUGGGCGAUGUUGGAGCUGCCAUUCAAGAAGUUAUGGAAAGUUAUGAAGUGACCAUUGAUGGAAAGACCUAUCAAGUGAGAAGUAUUUCAAAUUUGUGUGGACACUCUGUUGAGAGAUAUCGUGUGCAUGCAGGUAAAACUGUUCCUAUUGUGGCAUGUGAAGAAAAUGAAAAAAUGGAAGAAAAUGAAUUCUUUGCAAUUGAGACUUUCGGCUCUACUGGUAGAGGAUCUAUCGAAGAAGAAGGCGUCACAUCUCACUACGGCAAAAAUCAUGAUUACAAAGGAGAUGGCUCAGAGCUUAGAAAUAAGGAAUCGAGGGAAUUGUUGAAAGUUAUCAAUGAAAAUUUUGGAUCGCUUCCAUUUUGUCGAAGAUAUUUAGAUCGGAUAGGUCAAAAGAAAUAUCUCACGGCUCUUCGUGAUUUGGUCAACAAUGGAAUUGUGAAUGAGUAUCCACCUUUAGCAGACGUGAGAGGAUGUUACACUGCACAAUUUGAGCACACCAUCUUGUUGAGACCAACAUGUAAAGAGGUUCUCAGUCGAGGAUCUGACUAUUAA
This is a messenger RNA of Naegleria fowleri, 1332 nucleotides long. RefSeq lists its product as uncharacterized. The transcript has 2 exons. Gene Ontology annotation, molecular function: metalloaminopeptidase activity. Lineage: Eukaryota; Heterolobosea; Eutetramitea; Acrasida; Naegleriidae. Gene Ontology annotation, biological process: proteolysis. The coding region runs from base 1 to 1332 and encodes 443 amino acids. The record is from RefSeq and is a predicted model, not a curated record.